Molecule: messenger RNA, 1537 nt
Organism: Aspergillus heteromorphus CBS 117.55
Lineage: Eukaryota; Fungi; Ascomycota; Eurotiomycetes; Eurotiales; Aspergillaceae
Product: putative iron-sulfur cluster-binding protein
Exons: 6
Coding region: 213-1499 (428 amino acids)
Molecular function (GO): 2 iron, 2 sulfur cluster binding
Source: RefSeq, a predicted model, not a curated record
AAGCUGGAAAGGCUUGCCAGAUCCGGCAGGUCAAUGAGAACCUUCUGCCCUGGCGCAAAGUCAUUCGGGGGCAUCCUCGCCUCUGAAUGGCCGGCGCGAGUGGAUAUGGGGAUCUGUGCUCUGCUCAUCGUCCUGCUCGGAGGUUUCCUUAAAGAAGCUUCACCAAGCCCUCGAUCUGACGAGAGUUUUCUGAUGGCACCGCUCUGUCCAAGAUGGUCAUCACAUUUGAUAAGGAGAUGUUGAGCUUAGCCCUACCUCCGGCAAUAGCCGUGUUUGUGCCGGUGGUCUUGCUGGCCGGGCUCGCCCUUCUAUUCCAAGCCUGGUCCCGUCCGUUGUUGAACGCAUCGCUUCAUGAGGAGAAUGAAGCCAACGUUGUCGCCAAAGAGUCCGACUUCCCAGCAGACUGGUGGGUUGGGUCCAAUCUCUUCGAACUGGAAAAGCGUGCGAUCUUCAGCAAGAGAUGGCUGUACCUUUCUCACCGGAGCCGAUUUUCCAAAGCGGGCGACUACCAUUCCUACGAAGUGGCCGACAUCCCCAUCUUCCUGAUCUUGGGGAAAGACGGUGUCGUUCGGGCCUUCCACAACGUUUGCCGGCAUAGAGCAUACGCUGUCACGAGAAAGGAGUGCGGUUCUUCUCUGGUCCUUAGAUGCCGUUAUCAUGGCUGGAGUUUUAACACUUACGGGCAACUUGUCAAGGCGCCCCAUUUUGACCACGUACCUGGGUUCGAUAAAUCCCAGAACGACUUGUUUGCAAUCCAUACUACUACAACUAACUCUGGCUUUAUUUUGGUGAAUUUGGAUGCGAGUACGAUAGCGCCACCUCUAGAGACAUGGCCGCUUGAUUCUUUGGCGAGCAGGCACGGUUUGGGUCGACGAUCAAGCUGGGUGGGAGGGCAAACAAUAGAGGGACAGUUUAACUGGAAAAUGUGUUUGCGGCCUAGGAAGUUCCUCGGUGGUGAAGCGUGGGAACACGCACCCCCCAAGAGAUCGUACAUGUUACUGCUCUCGAGACUAUUCAAUAAAAUACCAAACUACCCAGAGGACAUUAUAGUCUUUCCAUUCACCACUAUUCACACCCUAAAACGCACAACAUACUGGUACUCGUUGAGCUUUAUUCCCAUAUCCGAGAAAAGAACCUCGAUCCGGUUCGACUUGCAUUGUACCAGAGACUCCAGCAGCCCCAACCAUCUCAUCAUAUUAGAGGGACUGAUUGGCCUGGUUAACAAAAGCAGUCGGGCACUGGAAGCUGAAUACCAAUCCUAUACAGAUGAUUCAAAAUCCGCAACAGCCGUUUCAGCAUUCGACACAAGUACCGAAAAUACACAAAAGGAAAUCCUGGGUCUCCUCCAAGCCCACGCCAAGCUCGAGAAGCAACAGGGCACGGAAGUGUUUCCCGCCAUGAGACAACCCCGGCAAAACGCAAGAUAUGAACAGGCUGAGCAACUCUGCAAAGAACUCGACUGCCAAGACGCCUUGAAUCGGCAGAGCCUAGCGUGGUGAGAUGAGGUGAGGUGAGUAUCUGGUGCACAUGUCCAUGG